Molecule: messenger RNA, 2521 nt
Organism: Tupaia belangeri chinensis (Chinese tree shrew)
Lineage: Eukaryota; Metazoa; Chordata; Mammalia; Scandentia; Tupaiidae
Gene: TSNAXIP1
Product: translin associated factor X interacting protein 1
Exons: 16
Coding region: 272-2449 (725 amino acids)
Cellular component (GO): cytoplasm
Source: RefSeq, a predicted model, not a curated record
UAGCCUCUGUUCAUCUCCCUGCCUCAGUUCUGGUAACUACAAUAAAAUCCGCUACGGUGACCGACUCUCAAGGUGUCCCCCUUUCAGUCGGAGUCCACCUUUGCUACCCGGUCUUCCUCCCGGCCCGCGGGCGCUGGGCUCGGGGGCGGGACGCAACCCGGACUCCGCCCCCCACCGCGGGGCCGCCUGGGCCUGGUCGCCAUGGCGACGGGCUGUACACUACAACAACUUCCAAGUCAGCUGGUGCUGCCUGCCUGCCUGCACGAGGGUCAUGGACUCCCCGCGGCCUCUGUACUCCAGCUUCUCAUCCACAUCGAGAACAUACCCACGGUAUUCAACAGCGAACAGAGAUGACUCCUCUCUCCCAGGAACCAAAAGCACCCCGAAACGCAAGCUUUCUCAGAAACGUAAAACGCUGUCCUUUCAGUUCUCUAUGGGCCACUUGUCCCCAUGGCCCAUGUUCACCAGUGGCCAGACCAUUCUGCAAAAUCGAAAGCCUUGUUCAGAUAAAUACUGGAAGCGAACAGGGAGCUGGCAGCCACAGUCCUUGGGCACUGCGAAGCCCAGAUACCUGGAGGAGCUAGAGAACUACCUACGCAAGGAGCUCCUCCUACUGGACCUGGGCACGGAUUCCACUCAAGAGCUGAGGCUUCAGCCUUACAGAGAGAUCUUUGAAUUCUUUAUCGAGGACUUCAAAACGUACAAGCCAUUGCUGUCCUCCAUCAAGAAUGCAUAUGAGGUGAUGCUGGCCCACCAGAGGGAGAAGAUUAGGGCUCUGGAGCCCCUGAAGGCCAAGCUUGUCACCGUGAAUGAGGACUGCAAUGAGAGGAUCCUGGCCAUGAGGGCUGAGGAGAAAUAUGAAAUCUCCACGCUCAAGAAAGAAAAGAUGAAUUUGCUAAAACUUAUUGACAAAAAGAAUGAAGAGAUGGCCUCAUUGCAGAGUGAGGUGGAUGGAAAUGGUGUGGUGAAGAAACUGAGGAAGAACUUGGCUGAAGAAUACCUAAAUUAUCUCAGCGAGCGAGAUGCCCGCAAGAUCCUCAUCGCAGACCUGAAUGAGCUGCGGUACCAGCGGGAAGACAUGUCUCUAGCCCAGUCCCCAGGCAUCUGGGGGGAGGACCCCGUGAAGUUAACUCUGGCUCUGAAGAUGACUCGGCAAGACCUGACCCGCACACAGAUGGAACUUAACACAAUGAAGGCCAACUUUGGAGAUGUGGUACCCAGGAGGGACUUUGAGAUGCAAGAGAAGACCAACAAGGAUCUUCAAGAGCAGCUGGACAGCCUCAGGGCCGACUAUGAAGAGGUCCGCAAGGAGCAUGAGAUACUGCUGCAGUUGCACAUGAGCACACUGAAGGAGCGGGAUCAGUUCUUUUCUGAGCUGCAGGAAAUCCAACGCACCUCCACGCCCCGGCCUGACUGGACCAAGUGUGAAGAUAGGAUCGCUGGAGGUCCAGAUCGCUGGCAAGUUCUGGCUCGUGGCAAGAACAGUGACCAGCUGGUGGAUGUGCUCCUGGAAGAGAUUGGCGAGGGCCUGCUCCGGGAAAAAGACUUCUUCCCUGGUUUGGGCUAUGGGGAAGCCAUUCCUCCGUUCCUCCGGUUUGAUGGCCCUGUGGAGAACAAGAAGCCAACCAAGAAGGAGGUAGUAGAUCUCCUCAAGGAUGCCUGGAAUGAACGACGUGCAGAGGAGCAGAAAGAAAAGUUCCCAGAUUUCUUCUUCAACUUCCUGGAGCAUCACUUUGGGCCCAGUGAAGCCAUGGCCUGGGCUUAUACCAUUUUUGAAAAUAUCAAACUAUUCCGCUCCAACGAGGUCAUGAGUCAGUUCUAUGCAGUCUUAAUGGGAAAGAGGAAAGAGAGUGUGUAUAUCAACCAGAUGGACACAGUGGCUCAGCUGCAGAAGGAGAUGAUGAGUGCUGACAGUCAGAAUGAGGGGCUGCUAACCAUAGAGCAGCUCAGCACUAUCCUCAAGACUAUCUUCCCCCUCAAGAAGGAGGAGCAGAUUCAGGAGCUGAUGGAGGCAGGGGGCUGGCAUCCAGACUACAGCAGUGAAGACUUGCUCAACUACCGCUCACUUUUUGUAGAGGACGAAGAGGGUCAGAGUGAUCCCUUUGUGCAAAAACUAUGGGAACAGUACGCGGAUGAGAAGGAUGAGUACUUACAGGAGCUAAAGCAAGAGCUGGGGCUGGAACUACGUGAUGAGGUGACCCUUUCCAGGCUGCGUGAGGCCCUGAUGAACAUUGACCCCAGCAUAGACAAGCAGACCAUGAAUGGCUACAUAAGCCAGGCCUUCCAGCUGCCCGUGUCAGAACUGCCAGAAGAGGGUGACGAGGAGGAAAAGGGCAUUAUGACAUUGCUUCAGAUCAUACUGGAGCGGCUUCAGAUGGCUGACAUCAGGCGUGUGGGCCCUCGCGAGUUGGAGCCUACAAGCCAGGACCAUCGUGGACAGCCUGGAUGACCCCUUUCUGCUACCCCUGAUUUUUAGUAUAAAACCUUUUGUCUGAACUUGUCGUUCUCCAGGCUGUGCCGG